AAGGAACCAUUUUUCUUAAUAAGACAAAAAAUUAAUAUGAACCUCGAAGUUUUAACGUGAAUCUAAAGUCAAUGUCAGAAUUUCUUAUUAAAUGAAAUAUCUGACAUUCAAAUUCAGCCUAAAACUGGGUUACUGAACAAAAGGUAAACCUUUGGUAAGGUAAACUAAAUUAUUGAGACCUUAAUAACUGAAUUCAAAGGCAUGUUCAACUUUGGUAUUGAAACCUAAUGCAUAAUAUGUAAGAAAUUAUUUUCUCUAUCGCUAUUUAAAUUUGAGUAAGAUCAUCGGCGUCAAUUCUUAAGGCAAAAUAAUUAUUAACAUUAGCAAGAAAUUUUUGCUUUGGAUAUUAGUUGAAUGUAAUUCUCCUAAUCUCCAAAUACGUCGUACCUUCAGUACAGACAAUUUGUUAAUAGUAAGAUUUCUUACAUUGUAUAAAGUUUCGGAAAUUCAAAAUAAUGGCUGAUUAUACUCCAACGGAAAUAGUUGACAUUCUUCUCAUUUUGGGAGAAUGUCUACGAAACUACCGAGCUGCUGCCUUACUUUAUGCAGUCCGAUAUCCAAAUAGGCGCCAUCCUAAUGAUACCGUCAUACGGAACUUGGAACUCAGAGCUCGAGAGGGUCAUCUCCAUCGCCAGCGUCAAAGAAGUGUUUAUGAUGAAGAUGAUGAGCGGGUGCUUACGAUUUUAGCAUGUGUCCACUUGAAUCCUCAUAUUAGUACUCGAGAUAUUACAAGAGCAACAGGUAUACCGCAGAGAACAGUUUGUAGAAUUUUACACAGCCAUAGAUACCAUCCGUAUCACAUUACUUUAACGCAAGCUUUGACCCCUAAUGAUUUUCUCCAACGUAUUGAAUUUUGUCACUGGGCCUUGGCAAUGAUUGCUCAGGACCCAUAUUUCUUUAGGUACGUUCUCUUUUGUGAUGAGUCAACGUUUAAGAGUUCAGGAGAAUUAAAUAGACAUAACUGUCAUUAUUGGUCUGACGAAAAUCCACAUUGGUAUAGACCGGUGGAUAAUCAGCAUCGUUGAAGCCUUAACGUCUGGUGUGGAAUCAUUAAUGGCUAUUUGGUGGAUCGGAUGAGGUGGUCCCAGUGCUUGGCCUGCUAGAUCACCAGAUCUGACUUCACCUGAUUUUUAUUUGUGGGGAUAUCUAAAAGAUGUGGUUUAUGAAGAAGCUCCAACAACGCGUGAAGAUAUGAUCGUCCGAAGGAACGACGUCCACGUCGUUGUUCCUGGGUUACGCCGAAUGCAGUUUCAAUACCAAAGUUGAACAUGCCUUUGAAUUCAGUUAUUAAGAUCUCAAUAAUUUAGUUUACCUUACCAAAGUGGUUGCUCUUGUGUGUGCUAGCAACGUAUUUUCCAGUAAAUGGCUUGGAUUUUUAGGUAAUGAAUCGUGGACGGAUAUUGGUGUGUGAAUACGUCCGCUUUAUUCCGUGUAUUACAACGAUACGAUUUCUUUCCUCUCUCUCGAAAACCGUUAAUAAUUCUCUUCCCCUUAAACUAGAUGGCGACUUAAGCAUAAACGUAACAUAGAAUGGCCACGUAACUAAAAUAUAGAAUAACGCAUGGCGGCACAUACAAAAUUGCCAAUGACGAUAUCAUGGAAGGAAAUGAAAACUGAUUGCUUAACACAAAGGUUUACCUUUUGUUCAGUAACCCAGUUUUAGGCUGAAUUUGAAUGUCAGAUAUUUCAUUUAAUAAGAAAUUCUGACGUUGACUGAGGUUCA
Molecule: messenger RNA, 1723 nt
Organism: Vollenhovia emeryi
Lineage: Eukaryota; Metazoa; Arthropoda; Insecta; Hymenoptera; Formicidae
Exons: 2
Coding region: 456-1025 (189 amino acids)
Molecular function (GO): nucleic acid binding
Source: RefSeq, a predicted model, not a curated record